CCCUCCCUCUCUCCCUCUUGCCUCCCCGAUUUUAUUUGCAUCCAGAGCAUGGCGGGCUGCGGGCUGUCGGAAGACACCUUCUCUUCCUUCUUUUACAACUACGGCUCUUCCUCGUGGGAAACCCCUUCCAGCCAGGUUUUUUGCGAAAAUCAGUGAACUUAUAUUGGUAAAAUUGGAGCCCCAUGGAUGAAGGGUACUUUUGUGCUGCUCUGGUUGGUGAAGACCAGCCUCUUUGCCCAGAUCUUCCUGAACUUGACCUUUCUGAACUAGACGUGAACGACUUGGAUACAGACAGCUUUCUGGGUGGACUCAAGUGGUGCAGUGACCAAUCAGAAAUCAUAUCCAAUCAGUACAACAAUGAGCCUUCAAACAUAUUUGAGAAGAUAGAUGAAGAGAAUGAGGCAAACUUGCUAGCAGUUCUCACAGAGACCCUGGACAGUCUCCCUGUGGAUGAAGACGGAUUACCCUCAUUCGAUGCACUGACAGAUGGAGAUGUGAACACGGAGAAUGAAACUAGCCCUUCCUCCAUGCCUGACGGCACCCCUCCGCCUCAGGAGGCAGAAGAGCCGUCUCUACUUAAGAAGUUAUUACUGGCACCAGCCAACACUCAGCUAAGUUAUAAUGAAUGCAGUGGUCUCAGCACACAGAACCAUGCAAACCAUAAUCACAGGAUCAGAACAAACCCUGCAGUCGUUAAGACCGAGAAUUCAUGGAGCAAUAAAGCAAAGAGCAUUUGUCAACCUCAAAAGCCACAAAGACGUCCCUGCUCAGAGCUUCUCAAGUAUCUGACCACAAACGAUGACCCUCCUCACAGCAAACCCACAGAGAACAGAAACAGCAGCAGAGACAAAAGCACCUUUAAAAAGAAGUCUCACACACAAUCGCAGGCGCAGCAUUUACAAGCCAAACCAACAACUUUAUCUCUUCCUCUGACCCCAGAGUCACCAAACAACUCCAUUUCAGUUUAUUUUUAUAAAUGUGCCAUAUCUUCCAGUGACCCCAAGGGUUCCCCAUUUGAAAACAAGACUAUUGAACGAACCUUAAGUGUGGAACUCUCUGGAACUGCAGGCCUAACUCCACCCACCACUCCUCCGCAUAAAGCCAACCAAGAUAACCCUUUUAGGGUUUCUCCCAAGCUGAAGUCCUCCUGCAAGACUGGGGUACCACCACCAUCCAAGAAGCCCCGUUACAGUGAGUCUUCAGGUACUCAAGGCAAUAACUCCACCAAAAAAGGGCCCCAACAGUCUGAGUUGUAUGCACAGCUCAGCAAGACCUCAGUAGUCACCAGUGGACACGAGGAGAGGAAGGCCAAGCGGCCCAGUCUGCGGCUAUUCGGUGACCAUGACUAUUGUCAAUCAGUGAAUUCCAAAACGGAAAUACUCAUUAAUAUUUCACAGGAGCUCCAAGACUCCGGACAACUAGACUACAAAGAUGCCUCUUCCUCCAAUUGGCCGGGCCAGAUUUGUUCUUCCACAGAUUCAGACCAGUGCUACCUGAGAGAGACUUUGGAGGCAAGUAAGCACACCUCUCCUUGCAGCGCCCGAAAACAGCUCCAAGACCAGGAAAUCCGAGCCGAGCUGAACAAGCACUUCGGUCAUCCCAGUCAGGCUGUUUUUGACGACGAAGCAGACAAGACCAGUGAACUGAGGGACAGUGAUUUCAGUAAUGAACAAUUCUCCAAACUACCUAUGUUUAUCAAUUCAGGACUAGCUAUGGAUGGCCUGUUUGAUGACAGCGAAGAUGAAAGUGACAAACUGAGCUACCCUUGGGAUGGCACGCAGUCCUAUUCAUUGUUUGAUGUGUCACCUACUUGCUCUUCUUUGAACUCUCCGUGUAGAGACUCUGUGUCACCACCCAAAUCCUUAUUUUCUCAAAGACCCCAAAGGAUGCGCUCUCGUUCAAGGUCCUUUUCUCGACACAGGUCGUGUUCCCGAUCACCCUAUUCCAGGUCAAGAUCACGGUCCCCAGGAAGUAGAUCGUCUUCAAGAUCUUGCUACUACUAUGAGUCAAGCCACUGCAGACACCGUGCACACCGAAAUUCUCCUUUGUGUGCAAGAUCACGUUCAAGAUCACCCUACAGCCGCAGGCCCAGGUAUGACAGCUACGAGGAAUAUCAGCAUGAGAGGCUGAAGAGAGAAGAAUACCGCAAGGAGUAUGAGAAGCGGGAAUCUGAGAGGGCCAAGCAGAGGGAGAGGCAGAGACAGAAGGCAAUUGAAGAACGCCGCGUGAUUUAUGUUGGAAAAAUCAGACCUGACACAACACGGACAGAACUGAGGGACCGUUUUGAAGUUUUUGGUGAAAUUGAGGAGUGCACAGUAAAUCUGCGGGAUGAUGGAGACAGCUAUGGUUUCAUUACCUACCGUUAUACCUGUGAUGCUUUUGCUGCUCUUGAAAAUGGAUAUACUUUGCGCAGGUCAAAUGAAACUGACUUCGAGCUGUACUUUUGUGGACGCAAGCAAUUUUUCAAGUCUAACUAUGCAGACCUAGAUUCAAACACAGAAGACUUUGACCCUGCUUCCACCAAGAGCAAGUAUGACUCUCUGGAUUUUGACAGUUUACUGAAAGAAGCUCAGAGAAGCUUGCGCAGGUAACAUGUUCCCUGGCUGAGGAUGACAGAGGGACAGUGAAUACCUCACAGGACAGCGCGUCCUUCCUUACCAGACUAUUGCAAGUCAUACUUAGGAAUUCUCCUACUUUACACUCUGUACUAAACAGCAACAACACAAAACAAGAACCAUACAGCAAGAACAACAAUAACAACAACAACAACUAAAACAGCAACAAUGGUUUACAUGAACACAGCUGCUGAAGAGGCAAGAGACAGAAUGGAUAUCCAGUAAGCACAUGUCUAUUCAUGGGUGUCAGCUUUGCUUUCCCUGGAGUCUCCUAGAGAUGGUGUGGGGUUGUGUGUGCGUGUGUGUUCAUGAAUGCGCGUGUAUGCAUGUGUGUUGGGGGGGGAAGUAUGUGUGUACAGGUAGGGACUGGGGCACCUGAUGAGAGUGUGCGAGAGCAAACCACUUCGAAUGGCAGCAGUUCCAUGAAGACACACUUCAAACCUAGAACUUCAAAAUGUUCGUAUUCUAUUCAAAAGGAAAAAAAAAAAUAACAUGUUCAUUCAAAAGGAAAGAAAACUAACCAACCAACCACAAACCACCCUGAAAUGACAGCGCUGAUGUUUGGGCAUCAGCUUCCGUACUCUGUUUUCUAAGAAAGUGCAAAAUCAACUCGAAGCAAGCUUUCUCUCAUAACCUAAUAAUUAUAUGACAAUCCCGAAGAAACCACAGAUUCUGUAGGACUAAUAUUCUUUCUUUUUCCCCUCUCUCUCUCUCCUUUUUUCUUUUCCAUCUUUCCUUUUGCCAUGGAGUCUGGGUGGGAGAAGAUACUGCGGGCACUGGAAUGCUAAACUUUCCUAACAUUUUGAAGUUUCUGUAAUUUGUCUUUUAUCCUGAUAUCUAUGUCCAUGUCCAAAAUGUUGAUCUUCCACUGCAGAUUUCAGAAGCCUUGUCAAUGGUCAAGCCUGCUGCUUUUUCAGUGUUUUCUUCAGAGGAGCGGGCGUGUGGUGUUACAUUACUAAGGAGAGUUGUGUGGAACUCUCCGGGGUGUGUUCAGAUAGUGUAACAGCUACAUUCUCUGAUGUAGUUAAGUAUUUACAGAUGUUAAAUGGAGUAUUUUUAUUUUGUGUAUAUACUAUACAACAAUGUUCUUUUUUGUUACAGCUAUGCACUGUAAAUGCAGCCUUCUUUUCCAAACUGCUAAAUUUUUCUUAAUCAAGAAUAUUCAAAUGUAAUUAUGAGGUGAAACAAUUAUUGUACACUAACAUAUUUAGAAGCUGAACUUACUGCUUAUAUAUAUUUGAUUGUAAAAAAAAAAAGACAGCGUGUAUAUCUGUUGAGUACAACCACAACAAAAUGAUGCUUUAUGCCCACCAUCCCUUCUUAGGCAAGCUUCAAUCAAAGCAUCUUGUCAAAAGAUAUCCUAGCCCCCUCAAGGUAAUAACCACUUCUGCGAUAUUUUUCCACAUUUUCUUGUUGCUUGUUUUUCUUUGAAGUUUUAUACACUGGAUUUGUUAGGGGAAUGAAAUUUUCUCAUCUAAAAUUUUUCUAGACGAUAUCAUGAUUUUAUGUAAAGUCUCAAUGGGUAACCAUUAAGAAAUGUUUUUAUUUUCUCUAUCAACGGUAGUUUUGAAACUAGAGGUCAAAAACCUUUUUAAAAUGCUGUUUUGUUUUAAUUUUUUGUGAUUUUAAUUUGAUACAAAAUGCUGAGGUAAUAAUUACAGUAUGAUUUUUACAAUACUCAAUGUGUGUCUGAAGACUAUCUUUGAAGCCAGUAUCUCUUUCCCUUGGCAGAGUAUGAUGAUGGUAUUUAUCUGUAUUUUUUACAGUUAUGCAUCCUGUAUAAAUACUGAUAUUUCAUUCCUUUGUUUACUAAAGAGACAUAUUUAUCAGUUGCAGAUAGCCUAUUUAUUAUAAAUUAUGAGAUGAUGAAAAUAAAUAAAGCCAGUGGAAAUUUUCUACCGAGGAUGCAUGGCAAUUGUCAGGUUGGAGUUGUUUCAUUUGGGAAAUUCAGCUUUUGCAGAAGCAGUGUUUCUAUUUGCACUAAGCAUGGCCUCUGAUAUGACCAUGAUGUUGUUCUUGAUGACAUUGCUCCUGCUAAAUUCAAUAAAAACAAACUUCCGAAAAACCUCCAUUCUGAGCAUCAGGAUUUCAUCUGAGUGUGGAGCCCCUGGACUGGAAGUCAGUCAUAUUUGAAGUGUGUAUUCAAGUUUCUAAAUUGAGAUCCGAUUACGGUUUGGCCAGCGUGACUUUUCUGGAAGACAUAAUAUACCUACUACGUAGUUGUUCUUUUCCUUUCUCUCACCCAACAUGCUCUUAUGAAAUGGAUUUCACCCCCAGGCCGAUGCAGCUCAUUUUAAUAGCUGCAUUCAUUUAUCACCAGCAUAUUGUGUUCUGAGUGAAUCCACUAUCUGUCCUGUCGGAUGCUUGCUUGAUUUUUUGGCUUCUUAUUUCUAAGUAGAUAGAAAGCAAUAAAAAAAUACUAUGAAAUAAAAGAACUUGUUCACAGGUUCUGCGUUACGACCGACCGUAACACAUCUUGAAUCCGCCUAAUUCUUGUUGUUCUGUAGGUUAAAUGCAGGUAUUUUAACUGUGUGAACGCCAAACUAAAGUUUACAGUCUUUCUUUCUGAAUUUUGAGUAUCUUCUGUUGUAGAAUAAUAAUAAAAAGACUAUUAAGAGCAAUAAAUUAUUUUUAAGAAAUCAAUAUUUAGUAAAUCAUAUUAUGUGUUCAAGGACCAGAUGUGUUCUCUAUUUUGCCUUUAAAUUUUUUGUGAUCCAAUUUUAAAGACAUUCUCCUUUUUGCCCUGGUUGGUUGACAUGAGUAAACUACAUGGGUUUCUUUUCUUACUUAUCAAAAAGAUAGCACUGCAGAUAUCAUGUUGAGGAUUCAUUUAUUCUCCCCAUCCUAUCCCCCCAAACCCAGCCUGACAAAAAUUCUUACCGUGAAGAUAAUUUUCCUCCAUGGACUUCAAGUUGCUUUAAAAUCAGAGUACAGAGAGAACCACUAAACCAUCCCAACAGCUUUUGUAUCUUAUGCAGACACUGUAGGUAGCUCAUCAAAAUGUAAAUCGUGUUUCCUUCAUUUUUAUUUUAAGUUUUUUGGAGAGGAUACUUUAAAUUAACACAUUCAUCCCAUCAUCACUGGAGGUAAAUUUCAGCAUAGACCUGUAGGAAUUUUAGACGACCAUGGGCCAUUGCCUUCAUGCUGUGGUAAGUACCACAUCUACAAUUUUGGUAAUUGAACUGGUGCUUUAGAAGUUUGUAUGUCUUCACGCAUGUCUGUGCGUGCGUGCGCAUGUGUCUCUGUGUGUGUGUGUGCAUUUUAAAGAAAGAUAGCAGAAUAAUGCUUCCAGUGCAACAAAAAUUGAUUUUUGCUAAAUGACUCCAAGAACAACAGUUGGGCUGUCAACAUUCAAAGCAGCGGAGAGGGAAGUUUGCAUUCUCGGGGUAAGACGGUUGGGUCAAUUGAAAAAAGGAAACCUUUUCAUGCCUUUAGAUGUGAGCUUACAGUAGGUAAUGAUUAUGUGUCCUUUUUUGAUGGCUGUAUCGAGAACUUCAAUCACUGUAGUCUAAGACCUGAUCUAUAGAUGACCUAGAAUAGCCAUGUAAUAUAAUGUGAUGAUUCUAAAUUUGUACCUAUGUGACAGACAUUUUCAAUAAUGUGAACUGCUGAUUUGAUGAAGCUACUUUAAGAUUUGUAGGUAAAAGUGUAAUAACUGUUGGUUGAACUAUGCUGAAGAGGGAAAGUGAGAGAUUAGUUGGGCCCUUCCUGGGCCUCCCCCCCACCUGCCAAUUCUACAUGUAUUGUUGUGGUUUUAUUCAUUGUAUGAAAUUUCCUGUGAUUUUUUUUAAUGUGCAGUACACAUCAGCCUCACUGAGCUAAUAAAGGGAAACGAAUGUUUCAAAUCUA
Molecule: messenger RNA, 6464 nt
Organism: Suncus etruscus (white-toothed pygmy shrew)
Lineage: Eukaryota; Metazoa; Chordata; Mammalia; Eulipotyphla; Soricidae
Gene: PPARGC1A
Product: PPARG coactivator 1 alpha
Exons: 14
Coding region: 183-2591 (802 amino acids)
Biological process (GO): positive regulation of transcription by RNA polymerase II
Cellular component (GO): nucleus
Molecular function (GO): RNA binding; transcription factor binding
Source: RefSeq, a predicted model, not a curated record